Messenger RNA from Brachypodium distachyon (stiff brome), 2020 nucleotides. RefSeq names its product putative FBD-associated F-box protein At5g38570. The transcript is spliced from 3 exons. The record is from RefSeq and is a predicted model, not a curated record. The coding region runs from base 425 to 1630 and encodes 401 amino acids. NCBI's taxonomy places the organism in Eukaryota, Viridiplantae, Streptophyta, Magnoliopsida, Poales, Poaceae.
AGACUUGUGAAAUUCAGUGCGAGCAAAAUAGACUCGUUUUUGAAAUGCCGGCAUUUCGGUAAUUCACGGAGGGAGUAUAUUUAGUCCCGAAAUGGUAGUUUGUUGGGUUGGUUAAUUCACGAGAUUAGGCAAAGUGGGGUUGAUUGUCCUCUCGUGAAUUAAUUCACCAGGUGUUAAUGCUAGUUUGUUGGGUUGGUUGAUUCACCAGGUGAACACCCUUCCUUGUUUCCUCCUCGUGUCUCGUUUGAUUGUCCUCUCCUCGUCCCCGAUCUUCCUCCGAUUCCCUUCUGCCAUCCGAGAGAAUCGUUUCCCGUUCCUGCGCUGCCGCCUGCGGAUUGACUCCAUAGCGCGCUGCUCGUCCACGAAUCGCUGCAGCCCCGGAGCUGCGCACACCACCUGUUCGACCAAACGCCCCGGAGCCCCAAUGGCGGGGCCGCCGUCCAGCAAACGUCAGCGCACGGCGGACCCUGCUCUCGCCACCUCAAGGAUUGAAGGCCUCACCACCGACCUCCUCCUCCGCGUCAUGUCCAACCUGGACGCGCGCCUCGCCGUGCAAAUCUGCGUCCUGUUCCCGUGCUUUCGCGACCUCUGGAGGUCCCUCCCCUGCAUCAACGCGACCUGCGAGGAGUUCGAGGAUGAUGAGGGCAUCGUCAACGAGGUGUCCUUCAAGGCCUUCAUCAACCGUUUCCUGGCGCGCCGCGAGUCCGUCGGCAUCGACAGGUUCCGGCUCUGCUACAGCAUCGUGGGGGGGCCCGGCACAGACCUCGAAGCCUGCUACGUCGACGCCAACGAUUGGAUCCGCCAUGCGUUGGAGCACGACGCCCGGAUCGUCGAACUCGAGAAUCACUCCGAACCGUUGGAGCUCGAUCCCGACGUGUUCACUUCCAAGUGCCUGGAAACACUGCACAUCGGCAAUGCUACUCUGGUCGAGGGCUUCUUUGAGCAACUCGAACAUGGGUGCCCUGGAUUGAAGGAUCUCGUCCUAACCAACUGCAUGAUUACGGACCAUGAGAUUUCCUCUCCGACUCUCGAGCUCUUGACCGUCCAAGAGGAACUUGGCUUUGUACAUGAUGAUCGCCUGGUUAGUAUUUCUGCUCCAAGCCUCAAGUUCUUCACCUUCGCUAAAAAUGAUGGCGUCAGGCUACCUUCCUUGAUCAACAUGGCAUCACUAGAGAAGGCAUGGAUAUUAAUUCCCGACGACAUCGAGGAUGUUAAUGCUUCUGAUAUCAAACAGUUUCUCAAGGGCCUUUCUGGUGUCACAAGAUUGACAUUCUAUUAUGGUCAUAGAAAGCUUACAAUGGAAAAGGAUUACCAAUGGUGUCCAAAGUUCAGCAAUCUUACAGACCUGAUUCUUGAAGGAUGGUGUGUGCAUGAGGACUUCUAUGCAUUGAUAGUCUUCCUACAGAACUCACCUAACCUGAAGAAGCUAACUCUGGAACUAGACAAACCGCGACUGCACCAGGGGAAAUUAUGUGCAAUAGUUGGCGAACUAGAAGAAAGAUCGUUUACUUGUGACCAGCUUGAGAUUGUGAAUAUCAUAUGCUCGGAGAAGGCCCUGCUCGCCAAGGUGAAGCAGUUCUUGCUUGAUGGAGGCGUAGAACUUGAGAAGAUCCAUGAUUGCCGCAAUUAGAUCUGUUGAAAGUCAAAGCAUAUGCCUUCUCUCCGAUUCAAGUGCAUGCAGUUGAAAUGUCAGAGGAUCGCUCGUUCACUUGUUAUGGCAGGCAAAUGUUCCUGUUGGAUCUACUUUCAUUGGUUCCAGUUCGGUUGGGAGCAACAGGAUAGCUUUGCUUCUUGUUUUUUGUCUUUUUGUCAUGCCUAGGAUUACCGGUGCAUUGAUAAAUCUGACAGAAUAUGUUUUUGUUGCUGAACGCAAGCCGAAAGACAGAUCAUGUCAUUGAAACGCGGCACUAAUUGUUGUUAAGAAUCCUAAACGUGGUAGAGUAAUAUGUGGUGUUCUGUAAUGUUUGAUUGAUAUAACUCGGUUAUCAUUUGCUUAUCAACGGAUUUGUGUUGCUACCGA